GAAAGCUUCAUUCAUCUGAAGACCGACAGGACGAUCAUAUACUACGCAUUCGACAGUCCGAUCAACUUAGACUGCACCAUUGGAUACCAUACUCGCUACUCUGGUGCAUCCAUAAAGCGUCUGAAUACUUGUCCGAAAACUUAUCUCUGCCGAAUGGUCGUGCUCGAAAGACACCAGUUCUGGCUGAAUAAUUCAUACGGGGCAUCGAACACAAGUUGGUAGAUCACGAUUGAAUGGGGGGAAGAGGACAUCGGGUUGAUAAAAAGAGAGAGGACGGAAUUCCAAGAUGGCAAUGAGCGCUUCUUACAUGUCGUCUCCGUCUCCGGACACUCCCUCCACCGUAUUUCCCGAACGACUCAUCCGACCGCUUCCCAGACGAACGAUCAAGUCUCGAUUAUCCCUAGAAGCUGCCGAAUCCAUCACGUAUCCUCCCCAGUUACCUUCCACGAGUCUCCCAACCUAUAGUCACUAUGGUGAAGACGGGGAAUAUUCAAAUGAUGGCAAGGUCUUAGUGCACCAUCAUGACGAACAUGAUCAUGAUUGCGAUUAUGAUCAUGAUCAUGAUCAUGACUCGGAUCACCAUGACCACGAUUGUCCUCAUCACCACCACCAUUGUUGCCACCAUGACGAUUAUGAGGAUGAUUUGGACGAUCUGGAGAGCAUGGUCCCUGCGUCUCAUUAUCUCGCCAGCUCACCACCCCGGUCUGGACGCCACCCAAGGUAUUCGAAGGGGAGCGUUUCAGGUCCUGAUGGGUAUGAGGCUUUCGAAAAUACAAACAACAAGAAGAAACGAAAGAUACCCACGUCAGGCAGUCUGAGUUUGCAUCAUUCUAGCAUGACGAGUGAUUUUGCGCACAUGGGUAUCAACAAUGAUGGAUCCGCUGAUGAUUCACAUUAUCACAUGAAGCACGGAGGCUCCAGUCCUGGACACGGUAUCCAAGGAGCCGGUAGGGGACGAAAUGCAAGAAAGGUUUCGGGCCGAAACCCGCUUGGUGUCUCGGUCAAUGGCUCAAAUGCUCGGUCAAAGUAUGACCAGAACCUGAGCGCCAACGCUAAAGCCGAAGAUUCGAGAGACCAGGGCAUCAUUUCUGCCGCCAUCGCAAACGCUACUGCCUUGUUGCGGAAGCCAUUGGGGAAGGGACAAGAGAACAUGGGUGUGUUGGAUCAACAAGCAAAACAAGCGCAUACGAAUUCGCAAUUCACAUUUACCUGCGAAACGGAGGCGAAAGGAGUGACUUUCCCGGAGCAGAGUCUCUACUCGCCGGGUUACAGUCAGCGCAAUAAUUUAGGACCUCAGAGUCAAGCAGCCGCCGGUCAAAAAGUGCCGGCACAAGGAAUACAGAGUGGACCUGCGAACACUCAACAAGUACCAGCUGCACAACCUAAUGCUGCCAAUACCAACGGCAAGAAGCCUCGCAGGAGAAAGGGAGACGUGUAUGUUUUGGCCGCUCGACAAAGACGGCUGCAGCAGGAAUACAACAAUUUGCAGCACCCACCAGCACCAGAAGAUGUCUGGAUUUGUGAGUUCUGCGAGUACGAGAGCAUUUUUGGUGAACCACCACAUGCACUCAUCCGUCAAUACGAGAUCAAGGAUCGAAAGGAGCGUCGUCGGCUAGCAGAAAAGAGGAGGCUAUUGGAGAAGGCCAAACUCAAGGGCAGGAAAGGGCACCGAAAGCUGAAGAAGUCGUCUACACAUCAACCAACACCGCCACCUGAGGAACCUCUCCCAGAUUUCGGCGACGACCAUCUGGACAGUCUUGUCGAUGAUGAGUUGGAUGAUGAGUAUGAGAAUGAUCCAGUUUCACCAACGCCUGUCCCAGCACCAGUAGCUACGAAUCGGCCAGCUGGAGGCACAGGUGCGAAUGCGACCACCGACAAGGCUGGAGGAACAGGAGGCGGAGGAGGGCUACGAUGACCAGGCGCGCUAUCAGGCGCUGUACGUCCGUUCCCUGUCGUCUCUGAGCGUUCGAAGUCUUGUCUUGUCGGAUUGGUUUUUAAUGCAUUCGUCUUGGUCUGCGUGGGUUAUUCAUUCUUGGUUCAUCGGUUCUUGGUUCUCUUUUCAU
Exophiala viscosa is the source of this 2063-nucleotide messenger RNA. RefSeq lists its product as uncharacterized. The record is from RefSeq and is a predicted model, not a curated record. The transcript is spliced from 4 exons. NCBI's taxonomy places the organism in Eukaryota, Fungi, Ascomycota, Eurotiomycetes, Chaetothyriales, Herpotrichiellaceae. Bases 287 to 1915 code for a protein of 542 amino acids.